UUAUUAUGUCACGGGGUUGCUUCGUGUUGUUGAAAUGCAUAUUGUUUUUAAACCGGAAGACGUAAUGUGUGGAGUGGGGGAAGGCAGCAAAGCCCUCCCAGGGCUGCUCUGGGGCGGCGCAGAGCCGGUUGUGGCGAACCCGUGAUCCAACUCUCUUCAUCCCUGAGGCUGAUGGGAGUUGGGUCCCUCGUAGCUGGAAGGCCCACCCUUGGCGUUGACGGAGGCAGAGCUUUAUCCCUCCUAAACGUGGACAGGAUAGUAAUGGUGGACUCCUAGCUCCACCCAGAGACAGUUUAAGGCCACUGCCGACCUACUUUGCAUGAGAAAGCAAGCGUUAUAGCAAGACUGCAUGAAUGCAGUCUUCCCCUAAAAGUGGGGUGGAAAGUGAGAACUUUUGCAUGAUAAUCUAUGCUGCUCCACUGAGCUUCAGACCUGCUUCUCAGUCUGCAGCUGAAUGUAGCUAAGUAGCAGGCCUUGAACCUUGUAGUGAACCCACCCAUCAAAAUGCCACUUAAUAAAAUGAAUUUACUAUACACAAUAAUUCAAUAUAGAUCUUUUCAUAAUUGAUUCUUGCAUUUAGAAAAGUGUUACAGGGCUUUUCAGUAAGCAUAUCAUUUCAACAGCCUACAAUUGAGUCAUUGUCCUUUAUUAUUUUAGUAGAUUGGAACAGUGUUCAGAUUAAAUUUGAAUCAAUUUAACAUAUCACUGCAAAUUCACCAUUAUUUGAAAUCUGCCACCCUCUUUAGCCUAUUUAUAUGAAUUUUCCAAGCAAAGGGUGGUUUUGUGAAGUGGAGAGGGAUAGCAACCAGUUUUAUUUUUCUGCAGACUAAGUUUCUAGUAAUUAAUCCAAUGUGAACCUGAGAGAAUAAAAUAACUGUAUGCCCAAAAUGGUUUCAACUAUGCAUUCUCUUCUAAUGCCCUAAUACUGUUUCACAUGAUCUAUUACUGUAUGAGUUUGGGGGAGAGGGAAUUGUUUUGAUUGUUUUGAAAAGAAGGUACAGUAAUGGCUUUGUGAAAGCUGGUUGCAGAGCAAAUUGAGUUUGAUGAAAAAAUAGUAAUAGAUUGUGAAGUGGAGGGGACAGUUGCUUAGACUAAAGCAGCAUAAUUGAUUAUAUUCGAGAAUAUACGAUUGUGGAAUUAAAAUCUUGAUGCCCAAGUAAGAUAUUUUUUGUUUUGUGGAAACAAACUGUGAGGCAGGAGACUAUGCAUAAUUCUAUAAAAUGACUAUUACUGGAAUUCACUGUCCAAGACCAGGAAGAUGUGAACCAGGAAGAGUCUCACAAUCGAUAUCUUUGCAUGUUUAUUGAAAAGUUAGUCCCACUGAGUUCAAUGGGUCCUAUACAUUACAUAGGUCCGCAUAGUGUUGCUGUUCAGAGGUUGACAUCAGUUGGAAGAAAAUGAGAACUAGGAGCCUAAAUCCACGGGGCAUCAUCCAACUAACUCAUUCCAUCAACACAAGCAUUUCUGUUUGUGCAGCAGAACUCCCCCCCCUCCCCAUCACAUGUCUAGCACCAUUCCCAAAUUUGCUCCAGAGGGUUAUGGAAACCCCCACAACAUAUUUGUGGGGCACAUAGGGAGAAGAGGAGAAGUUCUGUUGCACAAGCAAAUUUUCUUGCACUGAUGAAACAAGUUAGUUGAAUACCACCCACAGUUAUUGACAUCAGAUUGAAGGACAGGUGAAUAAUGUAUUUCAGUGAAUUUCUAUGUUCAUCCACUAUAAAGAGUGAAUUUCCCUCCACUGUCCCCAUAGUCUCCCAUAGAACACCUAUAUAUGUGCACAUAUGAAUUCCUAUUGUCUAGCAGGCAGCUUUCUAAUUCUAUACUGUUCAUAGACAGAUUGCUGGGGUAAAUAGGUUACUAUGGCUUUCAUUUUGUAUCUGUCAUCAGGAAUGAUGAAAAAUUAUCAGUGUGCACAUGUGACUGAUUGUAUGUGACCUGGAAGGCAUAAUGCACACACACACACAAAUCCCGCAGAUGCAUUUUGUGGUAGCAAAGUGUGUGAAUCCUUUACAUCAGUUUUGCUGCAAAUUCUCUUUAACUUUGGUUAUAUAUAAGCUCACUGUAUAAUGGGUGCAGUGAGGCAGGCCAACUCAUUUCGGAGUUCCAUUAAAAGGCAGAAAACCAUCAAAUAUUUAUCAGCACAUCUCAUCUUUUUCAUCUCAAAAGUUUCCAGGCCUACCUAUUAGGGAUGGUAGCCAAUGCAUAUUUUUUUCCUAAGGAGCUUGUCUUGGGAGUGUAGAAAGAUGCUUUAUACUCAGUCAGACCCACUGGCCAAUCUAGUUCAGUACUGUGUAUUCUGACUGGCAGCUUUCUAUGUGUAGACCCAAUGCUGUCUUCUGUAUUUCCCGAGAGAGAGAGAGAAAGGCAACAGCUCCUCUCUGGAGCUGGCGCAACUUGCAUAUAACCACUCCAGUCACACCUGCAGCCACUCCUGUGGAUUACUCUGUGCUGAGAAACCUGGCGCCUUUCAGAUGCGUUUGGACUAAAUCCCGCAGUAUCCCUGACUGGCUGGGGAUGUUGGGCGUUGGAAGUCCAGCAACAUCUGGAGGGCAACACACUGACUACCUCUGCUUUACACUCGACGCUCUCUAUUUGGGUAAAGCGCUGGAUACGACGUGCCCAGUAGCAGCCUAUGCUUCAGUUGCCCUUGCCCAGAGAGAGGGCUCAGCAGCUCGUUGGCCCCAGAGUCCCCAAUGGUCGGUCCCAACACGCCCUCCUGUGUCGCUCGGGCCCCCAGAACUUGCUCACCCGACCCGCUUUCCCCUUUGGUCGCUCUUCCUGACAUGCUCGGACGGCACUGCCGGCCACGCAGCUUUCCUACGGGAUGCGCUCUCGCGCUGCAUGGAAUGGGCGGGGGAGAGGCGUGAUCCCGCGCCUGCGCGUUUCUUGGCGGAACUGAGAGCCGAGGCACCAGCAGCCGGCGGCCCGCUGUUGCCGGUGCACCUCGGUGCCUUGCAGUUGGCCGGGUUGUCGGUUUCUUGCUGGAUUUGCAUAACAUUCACCCUGCCUGUUCAAAGAGCACUGAAGAAAAAUGAAGACUGGAAUUAUCUGAUAAGAUUCUCAACAUCACACCUUGCUAGAGAUCUGUAUCACUUCCACCUCCUAGCAGGGUUGAGGGAUAAGGAAAUAUUUAACUCUGGUGUUCCCAGAAUGGACUGCUCUAGUUCUUACUCAGGGGAAGAUGGUGGGCAGACCACAUCUCAAAGCCACAGUGGUGAAGAUGAGCGACAGUGGCAACAGGAACGCCUUAAUAGAGAGGAAGCCUAUUACCAAUUUAUUAAUGAGCUCAGUGAUGAAGACUACAGGUUAAUGAGAGAUCACAACCUUCUGGGGACUCCAGGAGAAAUAACAGCAAAUGAGCUGCAGCAACGUUUGCUAGGUGCAAAGGAGCAUUUGGCAUCACAUUCUGACAGAGAAAAUAGAGACUGGGAAGGAGGUACUGUCGGAGAUGCAGAAACUGUUGGGGGAAAUUCAACAAACAGCUCGCUGCUAGAGUGGCUGAGCACAUUCCACCGUACAGGAAAUUCCAGCCAUAGUGGACAGAGUGGGAACCAGACUUGGAGGGCUGUAAGUCGAGCAAACCCGAGUAGCGGGGAAUUUCGGUUUAGUCUUGAAAUAAAUAUAAAUCACGAACAUAACAGUGUUGACGCUCCUGGGGAAGAAUUGAACGGCUACCUUCUUGGUGAUCCCAAUGGGAGGCAGGUAGAGAACAGGUCUCUGAUAGAAGAGAGUCCCAUAGCCAGCCGAACAAGGAGCAGGACAUUGAGAGAGACUGUUGGUCGUGCAGUUGCCUCGUCAAGGGCUGGCAAUGUUAGUGGCUCAGUGACACAAAAUGCUGAAGUAGCAACUCAGUUAUUCCCUGGCAGACUCAGAAACAGAAGCUCAGCAGGCCUUGCGGCACACAACAAUGUCUUAGAUGACAAUGAACACAACAUUAUUAGGCAAAGGAGAAUUCACAGAGUCUCGUCGGUGACUGUUCACAGAAGGAGAGCUAGAACUCGGAGGAAUGCAAGGCAAAGGCCAGAAGUUUUAAGACUAAGAUCAACGUUCAGUAGUCAGUUUCAGUCCCAUUUGGAAAGAAGGCAACGUCUGAAUGCACAGCAAAUUCAUAGAAGGUCUGGCCAGGCACAAACAGCCCAGCCGCCUCCUGAGCAAGGUGAGGACCAAGUGCCAACACUGGGCAUAACAUUGGAAGAGGAGGAAUCUACCAGACCCACAACUGCACCUAGAAGACAUCCUAUUAUUACAUUAGACCUUCAGGUGAGAAGAAUUCGUACUGGAGAAAAUAGAGAUCAAGACAGCAUUGCUACUAGAACUCGUUCGAGAGCAGGCACGGCAGACAACGCAGUCAGUUUUGAAAGCGACAGGGAGGGUUUCCGUCAGACCGUUUCACGAUCUGAACAUGCGGGCAUACGGACGUAUGUUAGCACCAUACGGAUACCCCUGCGUAGGAUAUCUGAAAUUGGGCUCGGGGAAUCUUCAUCGGCGGCUCUUAGAUCAAUUCUACGGCAAAUUAUGACUGGAUUUGGAGAGCUAAGCUCCUUAAUGGGCACCGAGUCAGAUUCCGAAGCUCAGAGGAGUGGUCAGCACUCGGCAGACACGCAGUCAGAACUGUUUAAUGUGCACACUCUAAGCAGCAUUGGUGAGUUCAGUGAAGCUUCUCUUCGAAGCAGGCCUGCUGAACAAGGCAGCAGAGAAUGGCAUGGAGAAACCAAUGCGACCCAACACUACAAUCAAAGUAAUGAAGCUCAAGGUAACAGACAGUUUCAAGAUGCAAACAGUUUUGUUGAAAGUGGAACGCUUCCCAUCCUUCGUCUUGUACCUUACCUUUUAUUAGAUGAAAGUACUAGUGACCAUUUGAGGGGGUUAACCAAAGAACAAAUUGACAAUCUUUCUACUCGCAAUUAUGGGCAUCCCGGUGCAGAAGAGGGUGAAAUAAGCAAGACCUGUAGUGUGUGCAUUAAUGAAUAUGUUUCAGGAAACAAGCUAAGGCAGUUGCCAUGUAUGCAUGAGUUCCAUUUUCACUGUAUUGAUCGCUGGCUUUCUGAGAAUUCCACUUGCCCAAUUUGUCGACAACCUGUAGUAGCUUAACAUUACAGGCAGUGGGUAGUUCCUCAAAUUUUUGAAUCUGUGUACUCCAUUGGGAGCCUGGUGGUAUUUUACUAACUUUGAAUAUGAGGAGUGAGUGUGUAAAACAAGUUUGAAAUUGGAAGUGACCUUGCUACAUGUGGCAGUGAACUUCUCUUCUUAAAAGGCAAGUGUAAGGGUGAAGAUCAAUCGAAUAGGCCUCAAUUAUAUUUUUCUAAAAUAUUCCCUUAUAUAAAGCACUUCUGUAAUAUAGAAACGUAAUUGUUUGUGUUAACAGUAUGAUCUUUAUUGAGAUUUCAGUUUUUGUGAAGUUGUUGAAAUAAUCUUUUGUUAACCAUUUGCUCUAUGAGCGAUCCUUUUUUAUGUUGCAAAAGUAACUGGAAACCUGGGCAUCUGGCAGGAGGUACUUUAAAUAGAGUAAGUGUUUUGAUUUAAAUAUGCAGUGGAUAUUUUUAUAGAAUACCCUGCCCAUUUGGUUUUAUUAAUUUUAUAGACAGUUUUUGCAUGUUUUAUACAUGGCUUACUGUUGCCCAUUAACCUUUACAGUGGAUGUGGUUCUUGGGGUCGACUGACAUUUGCUUCAAAGGACUGACUUAUACAGAAUGUUUGUUUAGCCAUGAGAUUACAUUAGAGAACUAUUAAUUUAUGUUCGCCAGUUCUACGUUGACCUCAGAACAUUGCUUAACGAAUACAGAAACCGUACGUUUAGGUUGCUCAACAGACAUUUAAGCACAUUCCAAUUAGUUUUUUUCGAAAACUUUUUUUUUAAUUUGAUGGUGGAAGAGUGCCAUGGAUAAGUAACUUGCAAGCAGCAAGCACGAUUUAUGUUUCGUUUUUGUACAUUUUAUCAUUUUGUUGUAAGACAGUCUCUUCUGCACAUGUAAUGGAACAUGUAAUUUUGGACCGUGGAGAGUUUUCUGAGAAUCAGAUGCCAUCACUUGUUAAGGGAAAGAUGUAUGCUUACUACAAAAAUGCAAAGGAAACUGUAUACUUGGACCUUAAAGCUUAUACCAAUACCUGACAAAAUAAUAAAAGUGCAAGAACAAAACAGA
Messenger RNA from Podarcis muralis (Common wall lizard), 6140 nucleotides. It is a transcript of the gene RNF6, whose product is annotated as ring finger protein 6. The record is from RefSeq and is a predicted model, not a curated record. NCBI's taxonomy places the organism in Eukaryota, Metazoa, Chordata, Lepidosauria, Squamata, Lacertidae. Gene Ontology annotation, cellular component: nucleus. Gene Ontology annotation, biological process: ubiquitin-dependent protein catabolic process; protein ubiquitination; positive regulation of DNA-templated transcription. Gene Ontology annotation, molecular function: ubiquitin protein ligase activity.